AUGUUGCAUAACAAGCAAUUAACUAUCCAACUGGGAUUAAAAUCUCGGUAAUCCUCUCCAUCUUCCUAAGGAUCUGAAACUCCUAAACAUAAGAAAUCUAAUUCCUACAUGUAAUUUUCACCUAAAUUGGAUUGUAACAAUGGAUUAUCAUUUGUUAAUGAGAUUAAGGAAAUAAAGAUUACUUCUCCAAGAACCGAAGACCUCUAGUCACCAAAGUCAUAGUCUCCUAAAUAGAUUAAAGUUAACAACGUUUAAAAAGAAGAACAAAUGAAAAAAAGUUAGUUUAGUAAGACUAAAAGCAAGGAUUUUGUAUGA
Paramecium tetraurelia is the source of this 315-nucleotide messenger RNA. RefSeq lists its product as uncharacterized. The record is from RefSeq and is a predicted model, not a curated record. Lineage: Eukaryota; Ciliophora; Oligohymenophorea; Peniculida; Parameciidae. The transcript has a single exon.